UCUUUAUAGAAGUGAUUCAAUCAAGUAAUUUUUUCCCGCAACUAGUCACCACAACUGGAAAUCCCACGCCAUUUAUCAGCUUUCCGGGAUAAUUUCGCAACCCAUAACGAAGUGUUUGUUUUGUGAGCUACAUAUUCAAAUAUAUGGUGAACGUGUACAAAAAAAACUUCUUAUACCAGAGCACUUUUGAGAAACUUAAUCUUUGCUGUAAACUGCAUUCACAUAGGGCGCAGAUUCCCGAAAUAUGCAGAAAUUUUAUGGAGGAUCUUUAAAAGCGGAAAAAAAACUGAUGUUCAACAACCGAAACUAUUUUAUCUACCAAAGGUUCAAUGUGUAUGUUUACAAACGGCUAGGCUGACUGCACUGAGACUGCAUAUCUACGUUCUUCCUAAAUCCCGAUUGGUUAGAUGCACUCUUGGAAAUUUACUUGGUCUUUACCGGAAUUGCUAACAACAAAAGAAUAAAGUUCCCCUAAUCAACGUCGUUAUUUCUAUAUUAAGGUUAUCACUUAUCACACAGCACCAUAAAUUGAUAGAUCAGCUACUCAUAAACCGCAGUAGAAAUGUCACGAUUUUAUGCAUCACUAACUUUGUUGUUUACGUACGUUCACAGCUACGUAAUACCAACACCGGAAUUCCAAGUUUUCGGGAAUACCUUAGAAGUUAGUAUUCCGCACGAGGAUGGGAUAGAGGUAUUUUACUUCCACGGGCGUGUACAACGAAAAAAUCAACACGCGUUGAAAUCUGACGCGAUAGCGAUGGAUACAAGGGAUAGAACCGGAAAUACAUGGGUAAUAAGGGAUAAUAAUGUCCAGCUUCAGGCGGGUGACGUGAUAAACUAUUGGGUUUUCGUGCGGAAGAACGGUGUAGGUUAUCGUAAUCCCACCGGGUAUUUCAUGGUUGCAGACAUUGCAAAACCACCGCAAAGCGCCGUUUCUACCACAGAGCGAGGGAUGGAUGCCGUCCCAGAUAGUUUCUCAGAAAAAAAAGAACUUGAUGCUUUCGUAAUGAAUGAUCCUGUAAAUUUGGACAGCGUAUUGUAUAGCGAAGGUACAGCGUGUACCUUCAAUUGCACAAAUCAGGUGAAAAACGUUAAUGAGACCAUACAUAGAAUGCAAAGUCAAAUGGAAUCCUUGGAAAAAGCCGUUGAUCAAAUCAUGGAAAUAGUCAAUGAGCAGGGCGGAAUGAAGAAUAGUACGGAGAACGUUACCCUUGACCAUGGUCAAUCUCCAACUACAAUUACAAGUGCGCAGAUAUUUUAAAAGGCAAAAGCUUCAGUAUGGGUUCGAAGCAAUCUAAGACCAACACUUAUUUUUUAAGUGAAAAUAAAAAAUUUUAACUAACAAGAGUUUCGUAAUUGUCGUUAC
Photinus pyralis (common eastern firefly) is the source of this 1366-nucleotide messenger RNA. Its product is annotated as gram-negative bacteria-binding protein 3-like. Lineage: Eukaryota; Metazoa; Arthropoda; Insecta; Coleoptera; Lampyridae. Bases 563 to 1261 code for a protein of 232 amino acids. The record is from RefSeq and is a predicted model, not a curated record. Gene Ontology annotation, molecular function: carbohydrate binding. The transcript has 3 exons.